AUGGAUCGAUCCCCAGGUAGCCUCUCUACCAGAGAGACGGGGCAAGAGCCUCCUUUUGGAGGAAACGAUCUAGCAGAGGCCCUUGAUCUAGAACUGCUUGCUGCCAUGGGCUAUAAACAGGAGUUUCGCAGGCAUUACUCUACGCUCCAGGUGUUUGCAAUUGCUUUCAGUAUUAUGGGCUUGUUACCAUCGAUCGCAUCAACACUAUCAUUCUCAGUAUCUGCUGGGCCAGCAGCCAUGGUUUGGGCUGACCUUGGCUCUGCAUUGCCAACAUCCGGAGGGUUGUAUUGGUGGACUCACCACUUUGCGGCUGCCAAGUGGAAGAACCCUCUUAGUUUUCUUGUCGGCUAUAGCAACACCAUUGGGCUCAUCGGUGGUAUAUGCUCGGUUGAUUAUAGCUUUGUGCUAAUGGUAUUCGCUAUUGUCUCUUUCGUCCGAGACGGGGAAUGGAUGGCCUCAAGAAAUCUGAUAUAUGGUGUUUACGCAGCUACCAUAGUAACCCACGGGGUCCUCGCUAUCUUGGCCGCGCCCAUAAUGCAUCGUAUACAAACGGCUUGUAUUGUUGCUAAUGUUGGUUUAGUCCUGGCAACAGUCAUCGCUUUGCCAAUCGGAAGGUCACGAACAGUCGAGGGUAUCAACUCUGCAGCCUACGUUUUCGGCCACAUAGAUAACCUCACGACGUGGCCGGCCGGAUGGGCGUUUAUGCUCGCAUGGCUUUCACCGAUCUGGUCGGUUGGCGCAUUUGAUUCCUGUAUUCACAUGAGCGAAGAAGCCAUGAAUGCCGCCAAAGCUGUCCCGUAUGGAAUUCUCGGAGCUAUCGGUGCCUGUUGGUCCCUUGGAUUUGUGUCUCUCUGCAUAAUCGCUGCUUGUAUGAGCACUGAUCCCCAUGCAAUCCUCGAGAGCCGAUUCGGCCAACCAAUCGCCCAGAUAUACUACGAUGCCUUGGGCAAGAAUGCAGCCAUAGGAUUUAUGGUGACGAUGGCGACAGUCCAGUUUUUCAUGGGGUUAAGCAUUGUCAUAGCGGCAUCUCGACAAACUUGGGCUUUUUCCCGUGACGGGGCUCUCCCUUUUUCAGACUACUUGAAAGUCGUCAGCACAAGAUUUCGCUACCAGCCAGCGCGUGCAGUAGCGGGAGUCACCAUCACAUCAGUUAUUCUAGGCUUACUAUGCCUGAUUAACAACGCCGCUACCAACGCUCUAUUCUCGUUGACUGUUGCCGGGAAUAGCGUUGCAUGGGCGACACCGAUAUUCUGCCGCAUCUUCUGGGGCCAAGAUAAGUUUAAACCAGGCUCGUUCUAUACAGGCCGGCUCAGCACCCCUAUCGCCAUUAUCGCAUUGGUGUAUUUGGCUUUCUCAAUCACCCUUUCGAUGUUCCCAACUGCCGGGCCUGCACCGAGCCGUAAGUCCAGCCCGUGUCUCCUGCUCUUCCUCUUCAACGGACAAUAUGAACUACACGGUCGUGAUCAACGGAUGUGUCUGGGUUGGCUCGCUGCUGUAUUAUUUCUUAUCAGCAAAGAGGUGGUUCCAUGGGCCUCAGAGAACGCUUGUUCCGGCAUCACCCUCAGCGGAACCGAUAACAAAGAGAUGAGAUGA
Messenger RNA from Microsporum canis CBS 113480, 1593 nucleotides. RefSeq names its product GABA-specific permease. Gene Ontology annotation, cellular component: membrane. The record is from RefSeq and is a predicted model, not a curated record. NCBI's taxonomy places the organism in Eukaryota, Fungi, Ascomycota, Eurotiomycetes, Onygenales, Arthrodermataceae. Bases 1 to 1593 code for a protein of 530 amino acids. Gene Ontology annotation, biological process: transmembrane transport. The transcript has 7 exons. Gene Ontology annotation, molecular function: transmembrane transporter activity.